Apodemus sylvaticus (European woodmouse) is the source of this 1944-nucleotide messenger RNA. RefSeq names its product lysine-specific demethylase 4D. Gene Ontology annotation, biological process: chromatin remodeling. Bases 4 to 1536 code for a protein of 510 amino acids. Gene Ontology annotation, molecular function: histone H3K9 demethylase activity. The transcript has a single exon. The record is from RefSeq and is a predicted model, not a curated record. NCBI's taxonomy places the organism in Eukaryota, Metazoa, Chordata, Mammalia, Rodentia, Muridae. Gene Ontology annotation, cellular component: nucleus.
GCUAUGAAGACUAAGUCCACCUGUGCUCAGAAUCCAAACUGCAGCAUAAUGAUAUUUCGUCCAACCAAAGAAGAGUUUAAUGAUUUUGACAAAUACAUUGCUUACAUGGAGUCCCAAGGGGCACACCGAGCUGGACUGGCCAAGGUCAUUCCGCCAAAAGAAUGGAGGGCCAGGCAGUCUUAUGACAAUAUCAGCAAUAUCUUAAUAGCAACUCCCCUGCAGCAAGUGGUCUCUGGGCAGGCAGGUGUGUUCACCCAAUUCCAUAAGAAGAGGAAAGGCAUGACCGUGGGUGAGUAUCGUGAGCUGGCCACCAGCAAAAAAUACCAGACCCCGCCACACCUGGAUUUUGAAGAUUUGGAGAGAAAAUACUGGAAGAAUCGCCUGUAUGAGUCACCAAUUUAUGGUGCUGAUGUCAGCGGCUCCCUGUUUGAUGGGAACACUCAACACUGGAACGUGGGCCACCUGGGGACAAUUCAAGACCUAUUGGAACAGGAAUGUGGCAUAGUGAUUGAGGGCGUCAACACGCCCUACCUGUACUUUGGCAUGUGGAAGACCACCUUUGCGUGGCACACGGAGGACAUGGACCUGUACAGUAUCAACUACCUGCACUUUGGGCAGCCCAAGACUUGGUAUGCUGUGCCCCCUGAGCAUGGCAGGCGCCUGGAGCUCCUGGCCAGGCAACUCUUCCCUGGCAGCUCCAAGGGCUGCCAGGCCUUCCUGAGACACAAGGUGGCGCUCAUCUCCCCCACCGUGCUCAAGGAGAAUGGCAUCCCCUUUGGCCGCAUCACCCAGCAGGCUGGGGAGUUCAUGGUCACUUUUCCCUAUGGCUACCACGCGGGCUUCAACCAUGGCUUCAACUGCGCAGAGGCCAUCAAUUUUGCCACCCCGAGGUGGAUUGACUAUGGAAAGGUGGCAUCUCAGUGCAGCUGUGGGGAGGCCAGGGUGAGCUUCUCCAUGGACGCCUUUGUGAGGAUCUUGCAGCCUGAGCGAUAUGAGCUAUGGAAACGUGGCCAAGAUCAGGCAGUUGUGGACCACACAGAGACUAUGGGGCCUACCAGUCAGGAGCUCUCCACCUGGCGGGUGAUCCAAGCACCAAGAAAAACUUGGGGUUUGAAGCAUCUCCGGCUUCGCCAGGUCUCACGCCCUCUUCUGCCUAUAGCCACGGACAGUAACUUUCCUUGCCAUACCCAGGUGUGCCACACCUCCAGGCAACCAUCAGAUGUGAAAGGUGAUGAGGUCCAGAAGCCUGACCCAGCCGUAGACUCACCACAUCCUCUGAGUCUAUCUUCUUGUGGUCACAUGUCAACUGGAAGACGUGGUCUUGGUCGUCGCCCUUGUGAACUAGGAGUUCAGGAGUCCACCAAUGGACUUCCAGUUAAGAGGCGACCUCCAGCAAGCAGAGAUGACAGAAGCUCCAGCCCAGAGCUCCAGUCCCAGUCCGUGAGCGGAGACUUAAUAGUCAACUCAGGACUCGUGAACCCUGGCCCACAGCACCCUGUGACAGCUUCUGAAGGGGGAUUGAUCUCUGACCCUUAAGCCUAUUCCCAGACUUAGACCUCAUUGCCCUGCACUCAGGAUGCUCCAUAAGUCCAUGACCUCAGAGUUCUGACUGAGUUGGCAGGACACUGGCCACACCUGCAAGUACUCCUUGUCAGUUCUAACGCCUAAACACGCCACACCGUCCUCUUUCCUGAACUUGGAAAAUCUCUGGAUAACUGGUCACUCCUGCUCUUCCAGCUGAGGUCUCAUUGGCAGCUACUUUUUGAGUUCGUGCAAGCUAAAUUCAGGUGAGGCUGCUCAGCACAGAUCUCCCGUCCUCAAGGCCAACUGUAGAGGAAGCAGAAACAUGCAAAUGUUCUGCCCUCUCUGCCAUUUCUUGCAAAAUGUCUAACUUUGAACCUCUAGGUUAGUACUCACAAAGGAACUAGUCACAAAAAAGGUCAA